Messenger RNA from Macaca mulatta (Rhesus monkey), 2685 nucleotides. RefSeq names its product sarcoma antigen 1 (gene SAGE1). Gene Ontology annotation, biological process: snRNA 3'-end processing. The record is from RefSeq and is a predicted model, not a curated record. NCBI's taxonomy places the organism in Eukaryota, Metazoa, Chordata, Mammalia, Primates, Cercopithecidae. Gene Ontology annotation, cellular component: integrator complex.
CCGGUACGGCUCAAGGGGGUGGAAAGAAGGGAAGCUGCCAGCCAUGGCGUACCCUGCCCCAGCCUAACACUGGGAACCUGUGUGGGGCGCCAGAGUCCGGAAGAGAAGCUUCGCGCUCAGCAGGACCGUGGGCGCCAGCCAGACAACCAGGAAGCGCAGCCCUCCCCUUAGCUGACUCUGGUGCUCUCUUUAGGCGGUCUUCACUAUCAACUGCACAGUGGACAGAGGCAGAGGAACGCAAAACCUUCUCACACAGCAGGAUAAAAAGCAAAUGAGGAGUGAUGAAGUAAAUCCGGUUGCAAAAGGACAUCAAAGCAAAAAGAAACAUUCCAGAAAAUCUAAGAGACACUCUUCAUCUAAGAGAAGGAAGAGUAUGUCCCUGUGGUUAGACAAACAGGAAGAUGCUAGCGUCACUCACAAUGUCCAUGAAGAGAAGAUAAAAAAUGGCCAACCAGCACACAAUAAUGUCAUUGCAACUGUUCCAACAGCGCUUAUUAAUAUGGCAGCAGCUGGAAUUUCAUCCAUGAGUACCAGGGACCAGUAUGCUGCAGUCACUCACAACAUCCAUGAAGAGAAGAUAAAUAACAGCCAACCAGCAACUAAUAACAUCUUGUCAACUGCUCCACCAUGGCUUGGUGCUAUGGCAGCAGCAGGAAUUUCGUCUACGAAUAUGAGAGAUCUGUAUGCUGCAGUCACUCACAACGUCCAUGAAGAGAGGAUAAAUAACAGCCAACCAGCAGCUGAUAACAUCUUGUCAACUGCUCCACCAUGGCUUGGUGCUAUGGCAGCAGCAGGAAUUUCGUCCACAAGUACGAGAGAUCUGUAUGCUGCAGUCACUCACAACGUCCAUGAAGAGAGGAUAAAUAACAGCCAACCAGCAGCUGAUAGCAUCUUGUCAACUGCUCCACCAUGGCUUGGUGCUAUGGCAGCAGCAGGAAUUUCGUCCACAAGUACGAGAGAUCUGUAUUCUACUGUCACUCACAAUAUCCGUGAAGAGAGAAUGGAAAAUGGCCAACCCCAACCUGAUAACAUCUUGUCAACUGGUCCCACAGGGCUUAUUAAUAUGGCAGCGACUCCUAUUCCAGCCACGAGUGCCAGAGAUCUCUAUGCUACAGUCACUCACAAUGGCCGUGAACAGAAGAUGGAAAAUGUCCAACCAGCACCUGAUAACGUGCUAUUGACUCUUCGACCACAGCUUAUUAAUAUGGCAGCCACUGGUAUUUCAACCAUGAGUACCAGGGAUCCGUAUGCUACUGUCAAUCACCAUGUCCAUGAAGCAAGGAUGGAAAAUAGCCAACCACAACAGGAUAACGUCUUGUCAAAUGUUCUAUCUGGGUUUAUUAAUGUGCCAGGAGCUAGUAUUCCAGCAAUGAGUUCCAGGGAUCUGUGGUAUUCUACUGUCACUCACAAUAUCCGUGAAGAGAGAAUGGAAAAUGGCCAACCCCAACCUGAUAACAUCUUGUCAACUGGUCCCACAGGGCUUAUUAAUAUGGCAGCGACUCCUAUUCCAGCCACGAGUGCCAGAGAUCUCUAUGCUACAGUCACUCACAAUGGCCGUGAACAGAAGAUGGAAAAUGUCCAACCAGCACCUGAUAACGUGUUGUUGACUCUUCGACCACAGCUUAUUAAUAUGGCAGCCACUGGUAUUUCAUCCAUGAGUACCAGGGAUCCGUAUGCUACUGUCAAUCACCAUGUCCAUGAAGCAAGGAUGGAAAAUGGCCAACCACAACAGGAUAACGUCUUGUCAAAUGUUCUAUCUGGGUUUAUUAAUGUGGCAGGAGCUAGUAUUCCAGCAAUGAGUUCCAGGGAUCUGUGGUAUGUCACCACCACUCACAAUGUCCAUGAGGCGAAGAUGAAAAAUGACCAACAGGCACCUGAUAACUCCUUGUCAACAGUUCCACCAGGGUGUACUAAUCUGUCAGGAGCUGGUAUUUCAUCCAGGAGCACCAGGGGUCUGUAUUCUACUGUCAUUCACGAUAUCCAGGAGGAGGAAAUGGAAAAUGGUCAAAUCCCUCCUGAUGGCCUCCUGUCAAAUUCUGAUUCACCAGAGCUUAUAAAUAUGACAGGACAUCGUAUGCCACCCGAGGCAUUGGGUUCUUUCUCUUACGACUUCACAAGUCUCAGCAAAGAUGAGCUGCUUUACAAACCUGAUAGUAAUGAAUUUGCUGUAGGCAUCAAAAACUACAGUGUCUCUGCAGGUGACCCACCAGUCACAGCAAUGUCUUCAGUGGAAACUGUGCCAAAUACACUACAAAUAUCUCCUGCCAUGGCAAAGAAAAUUAAUGAUGAUAUAAAAUAUCAAUUAAUGAAAGAAGUUCGAAGGUUUGGGCAAAAUUAUGAAAGAAUUUUCAAUUUGCUUGAAGAGGUACAAGGAUCUAUGAAGGUCAAGAGACAAUUUGUUGAAUUUACCAUCAAGGAAGCAGCAAGGUUUAAAAAAGUUGUCUUAAUUCAGCAACUCGAGAAGGUGCUUAAAGAAAUAGAUUCCCACUGCCAUCUCAGAAAAGUUAAGCACAUGAGAAAAAAAUAAUUGUGUUAGUGCAAAGACCAAGGAGAAACAAGAACAUAUGCUGUAGGAUGGAACAGGUUAUUGCUGAAGCUCUCUAUAAUUCUGAAGUGAUUUCCCUUCCAAAAGCUACGAAAAAGGGAGCUGUUUAAAUUUAAUAAAUCACUGUUAGUAAAAGCUGC